UUUACUAAGUUGUCCCAAACAUACCGGGUGUUUUUCCAGUAAAUAAUUAAAAAAUAAGAUGGGAUGGAAGAGAUGGAUGGCGGGUUUUCUAGGGUUUGGAAAUCACGAAAGUAACCACAAUGAUAAUCAUAUUCAUAACGAUCCCAACAAUAAUUCAGAUAUCGAUCAUCAUCAACAACAAGAAGAAGAAUUAGAAGAAGAAGUUAAUCAUAAUUAUAAUAAUAAUGCGAGUAAUUAUAUAAAAAGUAAUCGUAAAGGAUUUAGUGUACCUGUUCAACAAAUUGGCCCUGUUUUUCUCCCUUGUCGUCCUGGUGAUGGCGGUCUUCAGGGUCUAGGAUGGUACACAAAACGUCUCAGGGUCGAUGAAGAUGGAGAUGUUGCAGAGGAGUUUUUUGACGAGGUAUUCGCGGAAACAACAUCUAGUACAGAAGCACAUCACAAACAUUAUCCCAAAUUUGAAGUGAAGGUAAACACUAAAUCUGCAAAAGCAAGAAACCCAGUUUUGUCACGUGAGGGAACAAUCCAGCAGGUUGUGGAAUACAGAGGUCGGUUCUUGCUGGUCUGAAAGUCAUACUGCUGUUUGCAAACCCAUGGAAGGUUAUUGACUAGGGUUAUGUUUAGAAGUAGAAUUGUAUAUCAGCUGGAAUUUAAUGAAUUUAUAUGUUUUAAAUCAAGAAUUCUCCGUUGCUUAA
Messenger RNA from Erigeron canadensis, 692 nucleotides. RefSeq names its product myb-like protein P. Lineage: Eukaryota; Viridiplantae; Streptophyta; Magnoliopsida; Asterales; Asteraceae. The coding region runs from base 59 to 565 and encodes 168 amino acids. The record is from RefSeq and is a predicted model, not a curated record. The transcript has 2 exons.